This is a messenger RNA of Penicillium waksmanii, 495 nucleotides long. RefSeq lists its product as uncharacterized. The record is from RefSeq and is a predicted model, not a curated record. Lineage: Eukaryota; Fungi; Ascomycota; Eurotiomycetes; Eurotiales; Aspergillaceae. The transcript has a single exon. The coding region runs from base 1 to 495 and encodes 164 amino acids.
AUGACGGAAAACAACUUCCAAGUACUACACACCGAAGAAGCCGAUAUCAAAACCGCCAAAAAGCGACGCAUGAUAUACCUGCGCCCAUUCCUCCUAUUCUACGGCGGUUCACUCAUUGCCGAAAUAGUCUUUCUCGCAGUCGGCGUCUUUAUCAUGACAGGCACCCGUGACCUUCUAUACAAAGUCCUCUGGACACUCGUCUUCUGUCCACUAGGCAUGGGCGGCGCUAUGGGCGGAAUAAUAAACUGCUUCAUUGUCGACCAAUAUUACGGAAAGAAGGCAGUCCAUUUCACGGCUCUGCUUUCGUUGCUCAUUUUGAGUAGUUGCAAUGUAUUGUGUUAUAACCUUGAUCGUCAUUUUGGAUGGUUUGGUGCUUCGGAUCACCCGAUGUGGUUUCAUUGGCGGUAUCCGAUGAUUUGGGCCGUCGGGUAUCAGAAUGGUCUUUUGAUGUUUACUGAUGAGGGACAAAGGAAGUUGGUCAGGAUGGGUAUGUAG